Molecule: messenger RNA, 2672 nt
Organism: Contarinia nasturtii (swede midge)
Lineage: Eukaryota; Metazoa; Arthropoda; Insecta; Diptera; Cecidomyiidae
Product: acyl-CoA desaturase-like
Exons: 6
Coding region: 507-2126 (539 amino acids)
Biological process (GO): unsaturated fatty acid biosynthetic process
Cellular component (GO): endoplasmic reticulum membrane
Molecular function (GO): iron ion binding; stearoyl-CoA 9-desaturase activity
Source: RefSeq, a predicted model, not a curated record
CAUUUAUUCAAAUCCAUAUCACUGACACGUUCACGUUCGUCCGCAUAAGUCUCAUUAUCGAUAACUUUUGUUAUCGUCCAAAAUCACACCAUAAAAUCGCUAUAUUGUGAAUAGUAUCGAGAGAAAAAAGAGAAAAAGAAGGAAAAAAAAAGAUUUAAGUGUUACUAUAGCAGUUUCUCUUUUUUUCAACAAUUCCGAAUUGAUUUAACGGUUUCUGCAGACGGGAUCGGAUAUUAUUUAUCAAGUGAGACGUAAAUUUACGUUAGAAAAAUAAUAAUACAAGUGAUCAAAAUAGUGGUGUGGAAAAUUAGUUAACUCCAGAGUUCUUAUUCCAAAAUGUGCAAAGUGUUCCCACGGAUUAAUUGAAUACUUUGAACGUGUUACAAUCAGUUUUCAUUAAACUGAAAAUUUUCCAAACAAAUUCAAAAAUAAACUGAGGAAUUGUAGUAACAAUCAAAGUUGAUAUAUAGACACUAUCACAGCAAUACAAGCAAACGACUUACAAAAUGGCAAUUGAAUCAGAAGCAUUUGACAUGUCGAUUCGUCGACGAAAAUUUGGCAACUUAUCAAAUCAAUCAUCAUCAUCCGAUUUAUUGAACAAUAAUAACAAUAACAUAAACGAAAAAUUGUCCGAUAGCAAUGACAGUGAAAUUGAAAAAGAUUUUGAUGCUGAUGUUUCAACAUUGGGACCAGCAGUAAACAAAGUUCUCAAACAAACCACCGAAAAUCUAUCACAUGAUGAGGCGCUCGAUAAGCUUAAAGAAGUUGGAGCUAAAACGCCCAUUCUACCAUCGCAAAUUGGCACAGAUUUUAGUUUCAAACGUAAAAUUGUGUGGCCAAAUGCAAUCGGUUUCUUGAUAUUACAUAUGUGCGCACUUACUGGAGUUUUUAUGGUGAUGCUUGGCAUGGCACGAUUGUACACUGUCAUUUACACAUUUGCAUUGAUGUACGGUUCUGGAUUGGGUGUAACAAUGGGAGCUCAUCGACUUUGGUCACAUCGAGCAUUCAAAGCAAAAACUCCAUUGAGAAUUUUCCUUUUGUGGCUCCAUACGUUGGCUGGACAGAAUUGUUUAUAUGUAUGGGUUCGUGAUCAUCGUCAACAUCACAAAUACUCGGACACCGAUGCUGAUCCGCAUAACGCAAACCGUGGAUUCUUCUUCAGUCAUGUUGGCUGGUUAAUGUCGCGAAAACAUCCUAAAGUGUUGGAAUACGGCAAGAAAAUUGAUAUGUCUGACCUGGAAGCCGACAAAUUUAUUAUGUUCCAAAAAGAACACUAUAAAUUGCUUUACACCAUUUUUGCUUUAAUGUUGCCAACAUCGUUGCCAAUUUUUGCCUGGAAUGAGGAUCCAAUUGUUGCAUUGUUUGUGUGUUUCUUUGCAAGAGCUGUAAUUUCAUUAAAUGCAACAUGGUUGGUAAAUUCGGCCGCUCACUUAUACGGAACACGUCCAUUUGAUAAAACAAUUUUCCCGGUUGAGAAUAUGGUUGUUGCAUUCUUUGCUGUUGGUGAAGGAUGGCAUAACUAUCAUCACGCGUUCCCUUGGGACUACCGAGCAUCCGAAUUGGGAUCACCAUUGAAUGUAACUGGAUUUUUAAUUGAUGUUCUUGCCAAUUUCGGUUUAAUUUUUGAUCGUCGCGAAGCAUCAAACAAUAUGAUUAAAAAUCGUUCCAUGCGAACUGGUGACAGUUCACACAAAGUAUAUGGCACAGAGGAGGGUCGACGUGCAUUUACCACACUAUUUAAUAUGUGGAAACAUCCAUCAAAUCCAACGUACAAUUCAAUUUACUCACCAAAACCGAAAAUUAUCAAUGCCGAUGGUUAUGCACUCAUCGAAGAUGAAUUGAGCAAAAAUGAAAAGGAUGAAGAAUUAUUAUCACGCGAAAAUGAAGUGCUCGAAGAGCGUCAACGAAGACUAUCACAUAUUGAAAAUGCCGAUAAAAUUAAAAAGUAUAUUGUUGAAAAAUCGGAAGCCGAAAAAAUGAUCGGCACUAUUACCGAUGAAAAUGACACGGCCAUCAAAAAGUUGAACAAUAAUAAUGAACCCGAGUUCAAACUAUUGAUGAGCCCAGUGUUAGAUAAAAGCCAGUUGAAUAUCGAUGCAGACAGUGCAAUUUUUUCAAAGAUUUAAAUAAAAUGAAAAAUACCUAUCUAUAUAAAAACUAAAUGCUGCCUUACUUUAAAAAAAAAGAUAAAAAAAAACGCAGCACCAACAAAUAAAAAGAUAAGUAAAAAAAUAGAAUAAAAGUAAGUUAAGAAAAGAAGAGAGAAAAAAAAGCUUUGCAUGCACAACAUUCAUCGAUUUUGACUGCACAUAGAAAAAAAUAUAUGCAAAUAUGUAAGUUCAUAUUAAGAAUGAUGUAAACAAAAAAUGAUUAAGAAUGAUUUAAAUAUUAGAAGAAAAAAGUUACAAAAUGUGAGUGAUACCGUUUCUUUAUGUUUAGAGUUUAUUAAUGGUCUGUUGCUGUGGAGCCUCCAGACCGCCUUUUAUUUAAGUUGACAGUCGAUAUCGUGUGUUUUUUUGUAAUUAUAAAUUAAUAUUGAAUUUUAAUAAAUAUUUUUUACAAGUUACAUUCCAAGUUUUAGCACUAUACUUCUUUUGAUUGUUUUGACUUUUAACAUUUCUUAUGGACACAUUAAAACCGAAUACGUGACAUUUAAAAUUGAAAAAAAAAAA